Neolamprologus brichardi is the source of this 999-nucleotide messenger RNA. The record is from RefSeq and is a predicted model, not a curated record. NCBI's taxonomy places the organism in Eukaryota, Metazoa, Chordata, Actinopteri, Cichliformes, Cichlidae.
UUUGUUACUGUUUAAUUUUACAGCUUUAUAACAUGUUUCCCCGGCUGUUCAGAUGGAUUAAAAACCAUCAGGUGGUGUUAAAAAAUGUUGAGACGACCAUCAGAGAUGUAACGUAUUUAAUUACGUACCUGAAAGAGACACUGGACCCUGACAUGUGCCAAGGGUUUGUGGACUGUUUUUUGAUUUGGAAGCAGAAAGAGGAAGAAUUUGGUAUUGACGAUUCUCACUACAGUGAGGAGAACUUGAUAUUCACAGUGAUUGACCUGUUUGUUGCUGGUACUGACACCACAGCAGCCACACUGAGAUGGGGUUUGCUGUUAAUGGCUAAAUAUCCACACAUACAGGAGCAGGUCCAUGAGGAGCUGAGACAUGUAGUAGGAAGCCGAAAAGUCAGCGUUGAUGAUAGGAAAAACCUGUCGUACACUGAUGCAGUCAUUCACGAGAUCCAGAGACUGGCUAAUAUUCUACCUGUAUGUCUUCCUCACCAAACUAGCCGAGAUGUCACCUUCCAGGGAUACUUUAUCAAAAAGGGAACUAUUGUAUUUCCCCUUCUUACUUCCGUCCUGUACGAUGAGAGUGAAUGGGAGAGCCCACACACUUUUAACCCCUCUCAUUUCCUGGAUAAGGAAGGUAAAUUUGUCAGGAGAGAUGCCUUCAUGCCCUUUUCUGCAGGUCGCAGGAUGUGUCUCGGAGAAGGUCUGGCUAAGAUGGAGCUCUUCCUCUUCUUCACCUCCCUCGUUCAGCGCUUUUGCUUCACUCCUCCACCUGGAAUUACAGAGGAUGAACUGGAUCUCACACUAGCUGUGGGAUUCACCACCCCUCCUUUAUCUCAUAUGCUGUGUGCUGUCAGUCGCCAGUGAGCGAGGGCUUAAGCAGGGCUUCUCCUAAGACCCGAACUCUUCCAUCGCAUGCAUUUUUAAUUUCUCUUUGAUAUUUGGGCAUAUUGGGACCCGAUGAAUGUAAAAACAAAGAAUUACCAGAUUUUGUUUUUACCUCAUU